Lampris incognitus (smalleye Pacific opah) is the source of this 1757-nucleotide messenger RNA. RefSeq names its product epithelial stromal interaction 1 (gene epsti1). The record is from RefSeq and is a predicted model, not a curated record. The transcript has 11 exons. Bases 4 to 1179 code for a protein of 391 amino acids. NCBI's taxonomy places the organism in Eukaryota, Metazoa, Chordata, Actinopteri, Lampriformes, Lampridae.
CUUAUGCCAUCCUCUCGGUUUACUGCUCAGGACCUCGUUGACGACCCUGGCUUCGGAAUUGUGGCCCCGGUUUCUUCCGUCUGUCACCCGAGUCAUCUGGCGCCCAAGAAAAUGGAGAAUAAAGACACAAGCGACAAUCUGAAUUACAAGGAAAAUCCCACCAACCGCAGAGCCGGUACAUCAAAUAUGUCUGGGUUUGCUAAUCUGCCUGAGAACGCCAAUGGAAAUGAACCUGACAGCGGACAGGCUAAUCCCAAAACCCAGGAUAAGUCAGUUGGAUACACCAUGAUUGCACCAAAUAACCAUCGCUGGAGCAAUCUGAAAAGCAAGGCUCAGAAGGAAGAGGAGGACCUUCAACGAUGGAGGGAGGCGCACAGGGCCACUCCAGUGCACCUGACCCCAGAGAGGCUAGGUGGUAACGUUUCAAUGGAUCGGGCCAGGGAGAAACAGCUGAUAGAUCUUCGCCAGUCAAAACUGCAGAAAAGGCUGAAAAAAGAGGAGAUGGACAGAAGGAGGAGACAAGAGGAGGAGGAGGAACUGCAAAAGAUGAAAGCUGUACAGAGGGAGAAGGCUGAGCGCCUGGAGGAGAGGAGGCGACAGCAGGAGCAGAGGAGGAGUGAACAGUUCAGACAGGAUCAACUCAGGGUGACUGAGAGUUUUCUGCAGAGGUUAGAGCUGACAGGCCAAGCUCCCACGGCAUCCACACACAUGUCAGCCUGGAGUGAGGCCUUGGGGGAGAAACAGAGAGAGAGGGAAGAGGUGAGCGAGAGAGAGCUACAGCUGGACCACAGGAGAGUGAAUUCAGCCUUCCUGGACAAGCUAGAGGCUCGACGUGCUGAGGUGGAGAGGGAAGAAGUGGGGGAGGGAACGCAUCCUUCCUCCACCUAUGAAGACUUCAGAUGCCAAUCAGACCAAAGCUCUGAAACCCCGGAUCCCUUCAUCCGCAUGAAACCAGACACGGAUGAGAGGUUCCCUGGCUGGAUGCACGAGGCUGAAGAUGGCUUGGGUUCCUCUGCACAGCUCUUUGGAGGAGACCCAGAACCAGACUAUGAGUGGGCCUUGAUGAAGCUGGAGAGCAGAUUCCCCGAGUGUAGCAGAGUCUUCCUGGAGGACAUCCUCAUUCAGUGCAACGGAGACUACCAGCAAGCCUACACACUACUCAGCGACACGUGCCUUUGAUUUCUAUGUAUUUUUAAUGGAACAUCUGUCAUAAUUUAUAAGAUAUUCAAAACUUCAUAUGAUCUGAUGAAUGGCAUUUUAUCGUCAGAGAUUAAACCACCAAAGAACUGCCUAAUAAUGGUCCACACGCGUUAAUAUACUAGAAGAACAUAGAUAAGAAGUGAACUGUGGUAGUACUUCUGCAUACAUUGACAUUAAUGGCGACUAAACAAUAUGAUCUGUUUACAAUUAGCCGUUUAAGACAUGAUUUAUAGUGGUAAGCUGGUGUCUUGUAUCUGUCUGUGUGCACGGGUGAGUCAUGUUGUGUUUUUGCCCCGACAUCAGUUUGAAUUGAUGCGCAUUUUCACCAAAUUAGCUGGAGGUCAUCGCCAUGACGCAUAAUCUUUAGAUCAUUUUUUAAGAUUCUAAAUGAAAUGCAGAUGGCAAAAAGGAUAAUGCUUUUGUUUGUGCUUUUAAGAAAAGGGUGAUCAAAGACGCAUGAUACAUAUCCAUUGCAGGGUUCUCCAGCAAAAGGGGAGGGCUUUAACGGCAAUGUUAAUAGAUGUAUGGAAAGGCCUAUAAAUUUGUGCUUAUACUGA